Molecule: messenger RNA, 444 nt
Organism: Lemur catta (Ring-tailed lemur)
Lineage: Eukaryota; Metazoa; Chordata; Mammalia; Primates; Lemuridae
Gene: SPMIP3
Product: chromosome 25 C1orf100 homolog
Exons: 4
Coding region: 1-444 (147 amino acids)
Source: RefSeq, a predicted model, not a curated record
AUGACCGCCAUCCGUCUGCGAGAAUUUUUAGAGCGCCGCCCAGUGAUCCCACCCAGUAUAUUUGUGGCACACCAAGGAAAAGACCUCCAAGGCCAUUCCCCGGGGCAGCUGGCAAGACUCCACUUAGAUUACAGCACAAAGCCAGCUCCCAGGCCGCUCAUAGACUUGACAAUUCCACCCAAGAGAAAAAGUCAGUAUCAGCCUCAACUAGACCAACAGACGCUCAUUCGAUAUAUUUGUUUUCGAAGACAUUCAAAGCCUGCUGCAACGUGGUACAGAGAAACCACUUACCAGAGAGACUAUGGCCUGCCAUUUUACCAGAUUGAUUGGGACCAGAAAUUAGCCACCAUCUCAUCGAAUCCUAGACCACUUAAUUCGCUGCCAGAGUUCUACCGUUGUGAACCGAGAAACGGCUUUGAAAGAAGUGCUUUUAAACUAACAUAA